Molecule: messenger RNA, 2346 nt
Organism: Rhodotorula graminis WP1
Lineage: Eukaryota; Fungi; Basidiomycota; Microbotryomycetes; Sporidiobolales; Sporidiobolaceae
Exons: 10
Coding region: 1-2346 (781 amino acids)
Molecular function (GO): DNA binding; ATP binding; hydrolase activity
Source: RefSeq, a predicted model, not a curated record
AUGCCCUCGCUACUGGCACAGCUAGCCCGCCUGAGCCGUGCCGCCGCGUCCUUCACCUCAUCGCUCGCCGCGGUCACUCGACCUCGCCCCGUCGUCCCACCGCCCCCAGCAGAGCAGCCAGCACCCGCAGCACCUACAUCCGCCCUCGACGCACCCUCUGCGCCACCUGCACCGCCGCCGCAACCCGCCGCCGUCACCCAGUCGCGCCCGCCCGCCGUCCCACCCUCCUCGACCUCCUCGUCUACCAGUACCUCUUCCCUGCGCAAGCCCCUCGUCCAGCGCGGCGAGUCGAGCCGGCUCGGAGUGUCGGCGCCAACCGGCUCGGGCAAGACGGCCAUGUUCACCGCCCUCAUCUCGCACCUCCCGGCGCUCGUCCACCCGGUCACGCGCGAGGUCGCGACCCAGGUCCUCGUCCUCGUCAGCUCGGUCCAGCUCGUCGAGCAGACGGCCGUCGCGAUUCAGCGAGCUCACCCGCACUUGUCUGUCGAGGUCGAGCAAGGCUGCAGUCGGGCUUCGGGCUACGCAGACGUCACCGUGUGUACGUACCAGACGCUCGCCCACUCGUCGUACAAGCGCCUCGAAAAGUUCGUCACGGACCGCUUCAAGGCCGUCAUCAUCGACGAGGCGCACCACGCCGCCGCCAAGUCGUACCUCGACAUCCUCGCCCGCUUCGACUCGCACGUCGAGCACGCCCUCACGUCCAAGUCGCCCAGCACGACCGUGACGCCAGCUGCGCCGAGCGCCAUUGCGUCUGCCGCAGCCGGCGAGCGCCUCACGCCGACCUCAACCUCGCCCGACCCUCAGCUGCCCGUUCUCGCGCCCGUCACCGCCAAGCUCGACUCGCUCGGCCGCAUUCGCGUGCCGCUCUUCGCCUUCUCGGCGACGUGGGCGCGGUCCGACCAGCUCGCGCUCGGCAAGGUCAUCGAGAAGAUCGUGUGGCACUGCGAGUGGCUCGACUUGGUGCGCGGCAAGUGGCUGUCCGACAUCUCGUUCACGACGGUCCACCUCGACGGCGCCGUCGACCUGUCGCAAGUCGCCGUGUCGGACAAGACGGGCGACUUCAAGCCGGCGAGCCUCUCGCUCGCGCUCAACUCGGACGCGACCAACGAGCUCGUCGUCAAGGCGUACCUCGAGAACGCCGCAGGUCGCCGCUCGACCCUCGUCUUUGCCGCCUCGGUCGCCCACGUCCUCUCGCUGUCGACCGCGUUCCGCGACCGCGGCAUCGACGCGCGCAUCGUGCACUCGGGCACGCCCUCGUCGCAGAGGGAGGCGCUGUACCGCUCGUUCCGGGCGGGCAAGUUCCCCGUCCUCGUCAACUGCGGCAUCUUGACCGAGGGAGCCGACUUUCCCGCCAUCGACUGCGUCGUCGUCGCGAGGCCGACCCGCUCGCGGACGCUUUUUCUCCACAUGAUCGGCCGCGGCCUGCGCCUGUCGCCCGACACGGGCAAGCUCGACUGCCUCAUCAUCGACGUCGUCUCGAACUGCGCCAACCUCGGCAUCGUCUGCACGCCGACCCUCCUCGGCCUCGAUCCGGCCGCCGUCACCAAAGGCCGUUCGACUCGUGCGUCCAACACGCCCGCCAUGUCGCACGGGCAGCGUGCGCCCGAGCCCGCACGCCGCAACAAGGUCGACCUCUCGUCCGUGUCGUACCAGCACAUGUCGCCCGAGGACUUGGUCAAGGUCCUCAAGGCGCAUGGGCAGACGACGGACCCGGCCGUCUUGCUCGCGAGCCCGUUCGCGUGGGUCGACUGUGGCCACUCGUGGAUCCUCCCGCUUCAAGACCGAGGCCGGCUCGAGAUCGUGCGUGACAAAGGCUCCUUCUGCGUUUCCUUCUACGAGCGUCGCGCCUCGCCCGACAGCCUCGGCAACACCACCUCGGCCCCCAAGUCCGACUUCGACCUCGACCAGACGCCGACGCUCCUCGCCAUGCCCGACUCGUUCCUGCACGCGCUCUUCGCCGCCGACACGGUCGUCAGCAUCUAUCCGCGCCUCGUCGACCUCGCCCCUCUGCUCAAGCGCGACGCACGCUGGCGCGACCGGCCGGCGCCCGACUCGACCCGCUCGCGCGUGCUCAAGAUGGUCGCCAGCUCGGCCCAGCACGACGGCGCCGACACGAGCAGCAGCACGCACGUCUUUGACGGCGACGGCGGCGACGAGGGGCCGUGGUGGGCGUACGUGGCGCUCGGCAAGCGGUUCACCGAAGGCGACGCGAGCGACUUGGUCGCCACGUGGCCGCACGGCGGGCUCGCCUUGCUCGAGCGGCAGCUCAGGGCGUCGGUCAGGGGCGGACAGGCGGGCCGGUCGACGGCGCAGGAGGGGAGCAAGAGCGACGAGGGCACGACUUGA